Molecule: messenger RNA, 3978 nt
Organism: Trichoderma breve
Lineage: Eukaryota; Fungi; Ascomycota; Sordariomycetes; Hypocreales; Hypocreaceae
Product: corA-like mg2+ transporter protein domain-containing protein
Exons: 7
Coding region: 1-3978 (1325 amino acids)
Biological process (GO): transmembrane transport; metal ion transport
Cellular component (GO): membrane
Molecular function (GO): metal ion transmembrane transporter activity
Source: RefSeq, a predicted model, not a curated record
AUGGCUCUAGGCGGUGGCCGCCCGACAAUUCAGCGGGCCACCCCCAGUCUUGCCUUGGAAGUGCCCUUUCCCUCUCCUACUCGAACAAGAUCUGGCAGAACGAGGCCGCCAAGCACCUUUACCGACACCGACGAGACUGAUUUGAAGCCUGGAGAUGGAGGGCAAUUUGUCGAGAAGCAGCGGGAUGGACAGGAUGGGCUGCGGUUCACCUUUGACCCGGAGGGCCGACUAACACACGAUGAGACGAGUGUCGACAUCGUCACGGUUCCAUGCCCAGCCGCUCAUCCGCUGCGCAGCUGGAACCGCGAUGGCCUCAUGGGGCGGUAUUUUGGCGCACCGUCGAUGCGGGAUGCUGAGGUUCGUGAGGCGGAGCGUCAGAACCAGAACCCGUCGUGGGUGAGGCAGGGCAUCCGAAGAGAGGCCAACAGGGCGCGGAUCCUGCUGUAUGAGCAUCCAGAGGUUAGCGAAGGGACGACGCUCAACUCGCUGGCGAUUGCGCUGCUGGAUGAAUUAAGGGCGUUGAGGACCCGGGAGAGGCAGCAGGAGAGGCCGCUGCUGUUUAUUGGACAUAGCAUUGGAGGGUUGGUGGUCAAGAUGGCGUUGGUGAAGGCCAGUAGGGAUUCGAGAUAUGAGAGCAUCUUGCGCGAGUGUUACGGGGUUGCCUUUUUCGGAACACCGCACCAGGGGUCCAGUUACUUUGCCAUGCCCACCCUGGCGUCGAGCAUCCAGAACCUGCUUCAACUUUCUGUCCCCCUACCAGUAUCUUUGACAGACGAUCUUCGCAUGGGAAACCAUCUUCUCCUACAUGUAGACGAAGACUUCAAGGUCGUUUCGGACGACAUCCGCGUGUGGACGUUCUACGAGACAAUCGACUCCCGCCUGUCUGCCAACUCGGGAAACAUCUACUUUACCGCGCCUCUCACGUCCAUCAAGUCUGCUAUUCUCGGGAUGCGGCAGGAACGUAUCUUUCCCCUGCAGAGCGACCAUGCCAACAUUGCUUCGUUUGGGAGACACAAUAUGCACACUUUACGACUUUUCCUACGACAGCUGGCGGCAAACAUUGAACAGGCGGAUUCCAACGCUAGAGAGGACGCAAGAGGAGGAAAAUGGAUGCUCAACUUGGAGCAAAAGGUGACGGUAGAGGUCCAUGGCUUCUUUGAUGAGGCAGGCAUGGAGGAUGGCACUGUGAGGGCUUGGUCUACGAGGUUGCCGCUGAGAGAUUUUAUGAGUAAAGGUCCGGAAGUAUGUCUCAGUGAGAGAUUGAAUGAGGUGGAAAUUCCCCCCGAAGAGGGAAGAUUUCUGGCCAUGAGGGGGAGGACGGGCCUGGUCGACAUGGAAGGGCCGCCGGAGCCUGUGACGUUUCCACCCGACCCGAUGACUGUGAAGAAUGCUCUUGGAAUCAACCAGACCGAACAUGAGCAUGAGCAUGAGCUUGAGAAUGAACACCCUCCACCGCUUCACCGGACUUCGGCACCACCUGCUGUGUUGUCGAUCCCGCCAUCGCCUCUUAUUCUCCCGCUUGGCGUUGGACCCUUGACGCCUCCCUCUCGACCUAAUUCGCUUCCUCCUCGGCACUCAACGCCUUUUCGCAAACCUUCCCCCCUUAUGCGUGCUAGCUUGGACCAGGAGCUUGCCAUUGAUCGCUUAUCACCACCUUUGAGAGGCAGAGUAGGCAGAAACUCAUUCAGCCGCUCGAUGAGCCUUGACAGCGACAUGGGCGGUGCGUCUCCUCCUCGAUAUCGCGACUUUCCGCCAUUUUCUCAGAGGAGCCGCAGUACAUUCGAUAGAGUUCUCAUGGGAGAAGAAAAGGAUAGUGAUGAUGAUGACAUUGAUGCGUCUCCGAAGCUGCCUGAGAGCGUUCUUGAAAUCCGAAAGAUAGCAAAGGAUAAGGGGCAUAGAGCAAGUGAAAACGUCAUUGUGGACGACGAUGCUCCUCAAACUCCUUUUAUGAAACCGAUGGUCAAGGCUCGCAAGUUUGUUUGGAUUCAUUUACCAUUUAACAACCCUACGUGGGUGACUGCUGUUCUCCAAACGUUGCAAGUCUCCUACCAACGAGACUUUUCUGCCCUAUCGAAUCACGACUUUUGGGUCAGGAGGCAUACACGUGGUAGGCACUCGCAGCAUUAUGCGCAUUACGCAAAGCCGGGAUGCUACUUUACGGCCCCUCGAACUUUAUCUCCACGAGGUCAUUCGGUACCGAGCCGCUCUCUUUCCCCGCCUGGCGAAGAUGACCAGAUGUAUGUCUGUCUGUUUCUUCCAUAUCUUCACUUUGACUCGUACAAAAGACUCAUCCGCCGACGUGAACUGAUUGCCAAGCGCCUGGCUCACGGGAGGGCCCGACCCAUUCCUGAAUCUGUAGCCAAGUCAGAUUCCUUGGAGUUGCAGGUCAUAUGGGAGUUUCUGGGACACGAUCCGCCAAUCAAUUGCCGGCGAACGCUGGACCAGUUUGGAUAUCCAUCGAUAAGGGAUACCCGAUCGCGAGACGAUGACCAAAUGCUGUACAAGUUGACUAAAGAAAGGUACUACGAUGUAGCAGAGUAUCGGGGACUGUAUAGCGAGACUUCUGGCAGCAAUGUGGGAUCCGGAGAAAGCAGCAAUAAAAGCGGAAGCGGAAGUGGUGGUAGUGGUAGCGGGAGCGGAAGUCGCACAGCCAGUUGGCGGGAGAAGCUAAACAAACAGGCUGAGGAGAAUGGCGAAGAGGAGACUGAAAAGGACGUGCUGAAUGGAAAUGUGCUGAUGAUAGAUCAGCUAUGGGUCUGGACUAUCUCUACUCAUACCUUGCUCUCAUUCUUCCCCAAACGAGAGAGUGAUCCCAUCGAAGGACCGCUGUAUCAGCAAGCAGACCUUCGAGACAGCAUCUUCAACGAUGUCAAUGUAGAUCUGACUCGCCUAUGCGACAACUCCCUAGAUCUCGCAGCCUUGGCGGCUCUGCAUGCGGUAAGCGUGCUUCUAGAUCGAGCUUCUCAUCCUGAUUUGGAAGUUUUCCGAAUAUUCGAAGAAGCUAUAAGCGUCUUGACCGAGAAGCUUACUACAUCACUAAAAGAGUUCCGCUCAGAGGGAUUCCGUGACAAGGCUUUUGAUUAUGAGCCGGUUGAAAAUAAAGCUCGCUCAAUCCGGGAGCGUCAUAAAGAGGAGGGACGACGGGCCGAACAAGAGAAUAGAGACAACACGUCAGCACUGCUGGAGCUUCGGGAUAUUGAAGAUGAACUUGCGACGCUGCUGGGCCUUUUCGAGAGACAGUCCAAAGUAAUCUCAUCGAUGCACACCAUUUACAACCGUCCCGAGAUGCGAGCGCACACAGUCCACGGAAGAGGAUUCCUCGCUGAGGCGCUGAAGCGGCUAGCAGAGUAUAUCCAUAUCACGGAGGAAAUGGUACGCCGGGUGAAGAACACGCGAGAUGAGUACGACAAGCUGCUUCAGAUGGUGCAACGCCAGGCACAAGUCGACGAAGUCAGGCUAAGCAGGCUUCAUGCGGACCUGGCCAGCGCGCAAAGCCGAAGCGUACUGAUCUUCACUACUUUCACAGUCAUAUUCCUGCCGUUGCAGUUCUUUACAGGCAUCUUUGGCAUGAAUACGCGCGAGUGGGGAGGGGGAGACAAUUUGCCUCUGCGAACAAUUGGUAUUAUUGGUAUCCCGGCGAGUGUUGCCCUGAUCGUCGGGACGCUCAUCGUUGCGUGGAGCACUACUGCGCGACGCUUCUUCAAGUGGAUCGGCAGGCAGUAUGGGUAUAUGAUGCGCUGGUUGUAUGUGGUACUUGGGAGGCCCGUGGGUAGGAAGAUGAUGAAAUACAUGGCGAGGAGAGGGAAACGGCGACAGGGGCAAGGAGAGAAUCGAGAUGGAAAGAGCGGGCUGAGUACAGAGGCGAGCGAUUUCUGGGAGAGGCAUAGGCUGGAGAGGGAAAGGGGGUAUCAGAUUCCUGAGGUGAACAAGGCGCCGCCAAUGAGUAAGGGGAGGCUGAGGAGGAGCCAGGGAAGGUGA